This is a messenger RNA of Naegleria fowleri, 1812 nucleotides long. RefSeq lists its product as uncharacterized. The record is from RefSeq and is a predicted model, not a curated record. The transcript has a single exon. Gene Ontology annotation, molecular function: protein binding. Lineage: Eukaryota; Heterolobosea; Eutetramitea; Acrasida; Naegleriidae. The coding region runs from base 1 to 1812 and encodes 603 amino acids.
AUGUUUCGAGCAUUUCCAUCCUCGAGCAAUAGGAAUGAUGACGAUUCCGAUUCGGAAGAGGUUCAUCAGCCUCUCUCCAUUGAAGAUUUAUAUGCGUUAGCAAUAGAAAUGAAACAUGAAGGAAAACUGAAAAUGGCAAAACAAUCAUGUCUGGAAGGAAUUCAAAAAUUGCAGGCUAUUACCAUCACCACUACUGCCAUGAUUCAACCAUCUUCCUCUCCCUCACCACCAUCACCAUCAUCAUCACUUUCGAAUCAUUCCUCUUCUUCACUUUUAUUUUCCUUUUAUAAUUUAAUUUCUCAAAUUUGUUUGGAAUUAAAAGAAUACGAAGAUGCAUUGGAUUAUUGUCAACAUGUGUUGGAUUUAGACUCUCUAUUUAUGGAAGCAAGAUAUAGAAUGGGAUUUAUUUUAAUACAAAUGAAAGUAUUUGAUUUAGCAAAGAAUCUAAUUGAAGAAUCAAUAAUGAAAUUGGAGCAUGAUGAUCAAGUCUUUAUGAAAUUCUCAAACUUGUUGGAAAUCAUCGAAAAGAAUGUUAAAAAGAACCAUCAUGAUCACUCACACGAUCACUCACAAUCCUUACAACAACACAACAAGAAAUUACUCGCCAUUCACUUAAUUCGAACCUUCUCUCAAAAUUUCAUUCCAUCAUUGAUUUCAGAAUUUUUAAUGAUGACGACGAAUAAUACUAUUAAUAUGACGAAUAAUACGACGACGUAUUCUACAAUUCCAACAACAACUCAAUUAAUAAUUACCACAAAGAAAGAUCCCAUCAUGUUUCUUCUUUUACCAAAAUCAAUGCAAUCUCACGUCCCACUCACAUCUCCUUAUAUUCUAUUUUAUGAAGAUGAUAAUGUCAUGAUGCCAUGUAAGAAUAUUUAUAAUGAAAUCAUCAAAUCAUCAUCAUUGGAACACAAUGAACAGGCUCAUUGCAUUAUUAUUGCCUCUCCUUCAUCAUCAUUGAAGAGUAUUGAAGAGUUUAGAAAUGAUUUCAAUCUUGUUCACAGUUGUGUUUCUGUGAAUGCUCAUACUUUUUACAAUGACUUGAAAAGUGAUGAAAAUAUCAUACAAGUGAUUGAAGAAAGUAAUGUUGUGAUCUUGGAGAAUAGAACAGAAAGGAUGAUCUGGAUGGAUGAUGAUGAUCAAACAACUUUGGAUGAUGAUAUCAAAACAACACUCCAAGCACUCAAUACCACUGUUACAAUUUUAGAUUCAAAACAAUCCAACACCACCACCAACAACAUUCUUCACCAUCUUUUGCAUUCAAGUAACACUAAAUUUCAUCAUCAUGUUGUGGAUCAUUUGGGUUGGUGGAAGACUCUUUCCAAUCAACAACAUGACGACUCCUCUCAACAACAACAACAUGCUGAUUCUAAAAUUGUAUCAUUUGUAUAUAGCACAAGAAAACCGUUUAGUCUUCCACAAGUUUUACAAAAACUCAAUAACAGUGAUGGAGAAGAAACACAAUUGUUUUGGGAUAUUGUGAUUCGUUCCAAAGGAUUGAUGUGGAUUGAUAGUGAUCACAAUUAUUUAUACGAUUGGUCCACAACAGGUGGAUCCAAAUUGAAAGUUUCAAAGAAAACAUUGUUUUUAGCUGCUUAUCCCUCUGAAACACUCUCUAAAGUGAAUCCUGAAAGACUUGUAGAAAUGAAGAAGAUCAACAAGUGGAUGGAACCAUUUGGUGACAGAAGGCAAGAAAUUGCAUUUAUUUGUAGAAAAACUUUGAAAGUUCCUGAUCCAUGUCAAUUCAUCACCCAAUUUUUAUCUUCCAUGACGAAACGUCCUUCCUGUGAAUAUUUGUAUAGUGAAUAUUAG